AUGCAUUCAUGCCUCAAACUAUCGAAUAUUUCACGUCUACCCGCCCAUAUCCGCAACCACGCGAAGUCCGCUGCCAAUGGAUCUGUGGCGAGCAUGCACGCCCUUCGACGUUUAUACUUCGACUCAGGCUCCCAGAUGAUUUCUCCCCAGCAGCUGCUUUUUCUUGCCCCCGUUUUCUAUCGGCAGCUGAACUCCUCAACGACUCCUGAACUGCAAAGUCUCGUGGAAAUGGACCCUCGUGUCGCGAAGGAACAGAUCUUCCGUGUCUUGUGGUCCCUGCAGGGAUUGAGCUAUCUGUUCUGCUUCCAACCUUUCCCCAACGGUGUUAUUCCAGAGAUCUGGCCACGCAUCUGGACUUGGGUGACGCUUUUAGACGCCUUCUGGGAAGAGAUGCCUUCGUUCCACGUACAAGAGGAGCAAGAGCAUACCCUCAUUACGAUUCUCAGUUGCAUCCUCAACCGAAAGGACUCGGAGCACGCCUUUAGGGCUGAUCUAGUUAACAACGACAAUAUUUUCGUCGUUGCGGGGAGCAUUUGGCGCCGACUCGCACUCAAGCAAGACGCGAAACCGACUCUGAGCGUUCAAAUUCCAUACUUUUGGGAGUUGUCUAUGUUCUGUACAGUGAUUGUGCAUAUCGGGGUUCACGGGACGAAGGACUUGAAGAAUGUUUUUGAAAGCAUAGCUUCCGGCGCUGGAAACUGGAGAGCACUAGCGCAUAUGCUUGUCGUCACAGUACGGCAUGUUUCUGACUCUACUCCCGAGCAAAGAUAUUGGAGGACUCAGAAUACUAGUAUGGGGGACGACUUGCACCGCAGUUCAUGUUUCACAUCACUCAGCAUAUUCUGCAUCAUGAUGGAUUUGGCGCAGACGGCGAAUCCAACCUUCACAGAGGAUCUCCGUCAAGUUGGCGCUGUCGGUGCAUUGACAACAGCGCUUCUCCGUCACUCUCGAUGGGCUCAGUCUCCCGUUCAAGUUGACAUAAGCCACGAAUUGCCCGAGUUUGCCUGGGGUCUUCCAUCACUCCAUUUGAUUUUGAAGAGCCUAGAGCCUGAGUAUAAUCUCAGAUACCGCGGCGCGCCGCCAACCGCCGACCCGUCCUUCCUCUUCUCGUUUCUUUAUCGGUUAAUCAUCAAGCCAGGAACAGCACGCCGUUGGGUAAUCGAGGGUUUAAACGCUGGACUGCUCCAUGUUUUACUAUUCAGUGACGAUUUCAGACUCGAAAUGCCGGCGCACUGGCAGCUCGAGCCUGUGGACUCUCCAAAUCUUCCCAACCACCACGAGUUGGACUGCCAGUGCCUCAGGCUACAGCACAAUGCCGAGCUUAAACUUAGAAUUGAGCUUGACACUACAGAAAAGGUGAGGAGCUUACUCAAGCUUACGCUGCCUGCAUACAGCUAUUAUCAUUCGGUCCUUGUCGCGUUGAAGAGAGGGUUUGACGACAUCGAUUCUGUUGGCGUCCGCCUGCCGCCGGGCCGGAUUUUACAGCCUGAAUUUGUUAGGUUGUGGCAUGCCCUCAAGCGGCAUGUCAAUGGACUGCUCGGCAUUGCGGGACACCGUAAAAGUUCUCCAUCCGCGUCAACUAACUUCAGAGCCUGUGACAAUCUUACCUGCAAUAAAAUCAUGGCCAAGACACGCUUCAAACGGUGUCCACAGUGUUCGCGCAGUCUGUACUGCGACAGAACGUGUCAACGCUCCGACUGGAAACGGUUUCAUCGAGUACAAUGUCAGCUGCUCAAGGCGCGUGAUUAUCAUUAUCGCCGCCUAUUCACAGACGCCGAUCGCUCAUUCUUCCGGGCCCUGAUGAGUUCUUGGUUCUAUGCGCUCAGGUACAGGCUCUCGUUGACGCUUGCGGGGUACAAAGCAGCGUUCCCAGCAGUUCCGAUGAGCGACAUAUGUGUCGUGUUCACAUUCAUGAACACGACAAGUCAGCCAUCUAUUCGUCUCAUAAGCACUGUGUCAAGCACCCCGGGAGCCGCAGACAUCCGGGAGCAAUUUCCUGAUGUCAUCCACCGGGUUCAACAGAGCGGGGGGACGAUGCAGCUGCAUGUUCUGGAGGUGACGCUGGGCUGCCAGACCGAACACCAGGACACACUGGGCCCCGAAGGCGAGGCAGCAAUUAAUAAUGCGAUUUUGGUGCCGAUGCCGCUACGACUAGCCAACCGCGAGUAUCUUUCGAGGCUAUCCAUGGUUGCCAACCCGGCUGUGCGUGACCGAUUGCCAGUGGGCCAGCGCUACACGGCGAUUGUCCAUCAUAUUGUCGAUACGAUGGGUGCAUGGGUGUAUUGA
This is a messenger RNA of Mycena indigotica, 2286 nucleotides long. Its product is annotated as MYND-type domain-containing protein. Bases 1 to 2286 code for a protein of 761 amino acids. The record is from RefSeq and is a predicted model, not a curated record. Lineage: Eukaryota; Fungi; Basidiomycota; Agaricomycetes; Agaricales; Mycenaceae. The transcript has 4 exons.